Messenger RNA from Eruca vesicaria subsp. sativa (arugula), 1433 nucleotides. The record is from the annotation of a GenBank genome assembly. Lineage: Eukaryota; Viridiplantae; Streptophyta; Magnoliopsida; Brassicales; Brassicaceae.
AUACAUAGAGAGAGAGAGACAGCUAGAUAACACUUUAGAGAAAUGGUGUAUGCAGGUUACUGUUUGAAGGAGAAGAAGCCAUGCGUGAGAUGGGUCGAGAGAUACUUCGAUGACUGCCUUUGUAACCUGAACGACGACGUCUCGUUUGCUCUUGGAAUCGUUAGCCUUAUCUGCUGGGCCGUCGCAGAGAUUCCUCAGAUCAUUACUAACUUCCGUACAAAGUCCAGUCAUGGUGUCUCUCUAUCUUUCCUACUCGCUUGGGUCGCUGGUGAUAUCUUCAAUCUGACCGGGUGUUUUCUUGAACCAGCCACCUUGCCGACUCAGUUCUACACAGCCUUGCUUUACACAGUGAGCACCGUGGUAUUGGUGAUUCAGACAAUUUACUACGACUAUAUCUACAGACUUUAUACCCACGGACACACUAAGAUCUGUCAGAAGGAGGAAGAAGAUGAAGAGAAGAGACCGUUAAACCCACCAAAGACGAUGGGAUCUGCCAUUUCCAUCCCUGGAGAAUCUUACAAAGCUUCUCCUCGGAAAGAAUUCUAUUACACGUCAGCGAGAUCAUUAGCUGGAAGCGGCACACCGCCUUUAAGGACAUCGUAUUUUCGGGUGGCUAAGAGUGGACCUUCGGCCAUGACAAUAGAUAGUGGUUCUUCCUCGGACGAAGAUGAGACAUUGUCAACGAUUCCUGUUGUAACGGCUAAGACCAUUACACAGCCAAGGCCAAUCCUAAGACAGGCAGGUUUUGGAACGUUUUUAGCCGCAUCCGUUAGCCUUCCACUGCAGGCCACGAGCCUAGCGGAAAAAUUUGCACAUGCUUCAAGCAGACGGCUUCUAAAUGAAAGAAUAGUUGAGCAUAGCGCAUUGGGACAAUGGUUGGGAUGGCUAAUGGCAGCCAUUUACAUGGGUGGUCGCCUCCCUCAGAUCUGGCUCAACAUCAAACGAGGAAGCGUCGAGGGUAUGAAUCCACUUAUGUUCAUCUUUGCGCUUGUAGCAAAUGCAACAUACGUUGGUAGUAUUCUUGUCAGAACAACUGAAUGGGAUAGUAUCAAACCAAAUCUCCCUUGGUUGCUUGAUGCUAUUGUCUGCGUUCUACUCGAUCUAUUUAUCAUAUUGCAGUAUAUCUACUACAAGUAUCGCAGGACGAACAGCUCAAAAGGCGAAGAAGAAGAGUAUGGCUAUGGAGACUAUGUGGAAGCAAGCAAAACUUUUGUUUCGUGAAUUACUCUUUGCGUUGCAGUGAUUUUAAAUAUUGAUUCGAGAGUGUAUGUCUGUCUACGAAUCUAUUUAUAUAUGAUAAUAUAGUUCAUUUACCACCAGAAGAGGAGAUAUACAAUCAAAACAACCUUCAAAAUAACAGAAAUGUUCCACAGAACUAAUAUAUGUUAAUUAUUGAGAGAAAUAUAACAUAAAACCUUGACCCAAGGUGUUCU